AUCAAAUUAUCUUAUUCCUUGACCUAAUUCGCGCAACAAUGGCAAGGCCACCUUUAAUCCAUCCCCUGUUGAUUCUCCUUGUUCUUCUUCAAUUCUGCACCUUCAUGAUGCUUACAUGCUCCGCCACUAGAAAGUUUGAUCAUAAGAACCACAGCAUAAACAAAAUGUACAUUAAAAAGUCAUGCGGAAACACAACCUAUCCCAAGUUGUGCUACAAAUCACUAGCACACCAUGCAGGCAAAAUCAAAGCAGACCCCAAAUUAUUAGCCCAAGCAGCCCUCAACACCACCUUCUAUGCUGCAAAAGCAACAUCAAAGAUGUUGAAGGAGAUGUCUAGAAUUCACGGAUUGAAGCGUAAUGAAGCUGCUGCAAUGUUGGAUUGCAUUGCAGAUGUCAGAGACGCGAUGCAGGAGCUGGAGAAGUCUACACGAGCGAUGGAUGUUGUUGAAGGCACCGAUGUUCAAACUAAAAUGAAUGAUGUUCAGAUGUGGGUGAAUACCGCGUUGGAGGAAGAGGAGACUUGCAUGAAUGCACUAUUUUCUAACAAGGCCAUCAAAGGAAAGGUAAAGAAUGGGGUAAGGAGACGCAUUCUGAUGGUUGCACACUUAACUAGCAAUGCGUUAGCUCUGGUUAAGAGCUAUGCCUUGGCUCAAAACAAUUCCACUUAAAACUUAAUUUGGUUCCCGGAAAUUGAAGUAAAAGGGAAAAGUUUAAAGAAGCUAAAAAAAUAAAAUAAAAUUGAAAAUAAAUAAAUAAAUGUUAUUUAUUUAUAUAUUAAGGCAAUUUCAGUAAAAGUUUACAAAAUAUAUAAAAUUAUGAAAGGAGUAAGCUUUGUCCUCUUAUUUCUUGUCCGUUGCUUCACAUAUAUUUUCCGGGGAAUAAACUUAACAUAAACGUCAAGGUCUUGUAAUUUAUAAAUGAUGAAUAAGUGCUUAUUUCACUA
Molecule: messenger RNA, 943 nt
Organism: Rubroshorea leprosula
Lineage: Eukaryota; Viridiplantae; Streptophyta; Magnoliopsida; Malvales; Dipterocarpaceae
Source: the annotation of a GenBank genome assembly